AUGAUUAAAUGAGUCAGAGUUGAUAUUAGAUUUUUAGCUUUAGUAAAGAGUAGAAAUUGUGAAAUUAACAUUGACGAUUGUACUGGUCGGCCAUGUUUGAAUUCUGGAACUUGUGUGGAUGGCAUCAACUCGUUCUCUUGUCGAUGUCUCCCAGGUUACACAGGGACAGAUUGCAGGAUAAACAUUGACGAAUGUGCAGCCCAGCCAUGUAGAAAUGGUGGAACUUGUGCAGAUGGCAUAAAUAGAUACACAUGUUCUUGUCCGUCUGCCUACACAGGACAAGAUUGUGAGAUGAACGUCAACGAAUGUGAUUCCAGUCCGUGUCAGAAUAAUGGAACUUGCUUUGAUGCCAUUGGAAGAUUUUUCUGUCAGUGUAUCACUGGCUUCACAGGAGAUCGUUGUGAAAUAAAUAUAGAUGAUUGUUCAACUCCCAGACAACAUCAAUGUAUUAAUGGUGCCACCUGUAUAGAUGGGGUUAAUUCUUAUAAUUGUUCAUGUGUAUCUGGAUGGCAGGGACAAUUUUGUCAAACGGAAGUAGAUGAGUGUGCUUCUAGUCCGUGUAUAAAUGGAGCAAGCUGUAUAGAUCAGUUUGGAGGAUAUACAUGUUCCUGUCCCCCACAGUUCCAGGGACCAACAUGUAAUCUAGAUAAAGACGAAUGUCAGGCCACCGUGUCUAUUUGUUUAAAUGGCGCCACAUGUCUCAAUACUUAUGGUAGUUAUAGAUGUCAAUGUCCACCAGGAGGUUAUAAAUGUUAUUGUAAACCUGGUUACCAAGGUGAUAGAUGUCAGUUUAAUAUAAAUGAAUGUUUAUCCACACCGUGUCGUAAUGGUGGUUCAUGUCGAGAUGACGUCAACAAGUUUGUCUGUUCCUGUUUACCAGGUUUUACUGGGAAUCAGUGUGAAAUUGAUAUCAAUGAAUGUUCCAGUUCACCAUGUCAAAAUAACGCCACAUGUAAUGAACCCGCUCCAAAUAUGUACAGAUGUCAGUGCAUUGUGGGAUAUACUGGUAUUAACUGUGAGACUAAUAUCAAUGAGUGUUCAUCCAAUCCAUGCUCAUCUUAUAAAACCUGUGUCGAUGGCAUCAAUAGAUAUAGUUGUGAAUGUCCAGUUGGCAUGACAGGUGACAAAUGUGACCGGUUCAUAGACGAUUGUCAUAGCAACCCAUGUAAAAAUGGUGGUCAAUGUUUCGACAUUGGUGAUGCUUAUCGCUGUCAAUGUUCAUAUCCAUACACUGGAAUAAACUGUGAAACAGACACAGAUGCUUGUAUACCCAAUCCUUGUCUCCAUGGUGGCACCUGUCUCUAUGACAACACUACACCAGACGGUUUUAGUUGUACUUGUGCUGUUGGUUUCAUUGGUAACCGUUGUCAAGGGGAUAUAUAUGACUGUCUUUCCAAUCCCUGCAGGAAUGGCGCUAGUUGUGUUGAAAAGACGGAUGGUACUAGAGGCUUCACAUGCAAUUGUCUGAAAGGUUUUGCUGGGAACUAUUGCGAAGCGGAAGCAGACGAUUGUAUUUCCAAUCCUUGCCAAAACUCUGGGACCUGUCUACCUGUCACAAAUGGAUAUGUUUGUUCGUGUCCAGCUAACUUUACAGGGAAGACAUGCACCAUUGAUGUUAAUGAGUGUUUAGCCUCGCCAUGUCCCCCUAAUGGACAAUGUAUUAAUUCUGUUGGUGGAUAUCGUUGUAUCUGUUCGCUGUUUUGGACGGGAUCAGAUUGUCUAACGGAUGUUCGGGAAUGUGAUUUGAAGCCAUGUUUAAAUAAUGCUACCUGUACCGAAGUUAUUGGAGGACAACCUACAUGCCAGUGUCAGAAAGGUUUUAAUGGUAGUUUAUGUGAAACCAUGGUAACAGGAUGUGCUAGUCAGCCAUGUUUAAAUGGAGCAGGAUGUUCAGAUGUAGCAAGUUCUUAUGUGUGUUCGUGUACUUCAUCUUUUACAGGGAAUAAUUGUGAGACACCUGUUAAUCAAUGUACACCUACAUCUAAUCCUUGUUUAAACUCUGGAACAUGUACGUCAACAUCAACUGGGUUUACCUGUCAGUGUACGUCUGGUUAUAAAGGUGCUACAUGUACAGAAGAUAUCAAUGAGUGUUUGUAUUCACCUUGUCGUAAUGGAGCUACCUGUGUGAAUGGUGAAGGCAGUUAUUCUUGUAGCUGUAAAUCGGGUUAUGCAGGUAAACAGUGUGACAUAGAUAUAAAUGAAUGUUUAUUUCAACCAUGUCGUAAUGGUGGCAGGUGUCUAAAUCUCGUUAAUGAUUUUAGAUGUGAAUGUUUACCUGGAUAUACAGGUAUAGCGUGUAGUAUUGAUAUUAAUGAGUGUAGCAGUAGUCCAUGUGGUAAUGGCAGCACCUGUAUAAAUCUUGUUAAUAAUUACACCUGUCUGUGUCCGCCGGGUUUCAGCGGGGAAAAUUGUGCUGUCGACAUCAAGGAAUGUGAUUCUUCUCCGUGUAAGAAUAACGGAACCUGUACAGAACCAGUUGCCAACAGUUAUAAAUGUUCCUGUCCACUAGGUGUCUCUGUCUUCUAA
Patella vulgata (common limpet) is the source of this 2526-nucleotide messenger RNA. Its product is annotated as fibropellin-1. Gene Ontology annotation, molecular function: calcium ion binding. Lineage: Eukaryota; Metazoa; Mollusca; Gastropoda; Patellidae. The transcript is spliced from 13 exons. Gene Ontology annotation, biological process: establishment or maintenance of epithelial cell apical/basal polarity; heterophilic cell-cell adhesion. The record is from RefSeq and is a predicted model, not a curated record. Gene Ontology annotation, cellular component: protein-containing complex; plasma membrane.